Rangifer tarandus platyrhynchus (Svalbard reindeer) is the source of this 378-nucleotide messenger RNA. The record is from the annotation of a GenBank genome assembly. NCBI's taxonomy places the organism in Eukaryota, Metazoa, Chordata, Mammalia, Artiodactyla, Cervidae.
AUGCAGCUUGGAGCUCGCCUUAUCUUGGCUAUAUGGCGUAACCGUACUGUCGGAGCCGUGGCCGACUACGCGAGCCGGAUGAGUGCAACGCAUGCGAACCGGCCGGUGGACACCCCUGGUGACGUGCCGCGCUCUGCGGGCAUGUCCGUGGAAUUUCGAUCUGGCCCCUGCUUCCACCAUGAUACUGGGCUGCAGGCGGUACUGAGCAGCUCGUCGCCUGCGCGCUUCGAAUUUGCUAGCUCUCUCACUUAUACAAGCGUGUCCUGCGUGCGGAGGCGGAUACAACUGAGGGUGCCGUACGAGUCAGUGUACGUUCCUUCGUGCGGCCUUUCAAGCGCACGGAAAGCUUUCCUGUCGAUUCCUGUCAUGCAGACGUGA